Messenger RNA from Symsagittifera roscoffensis, 3663 nucleotides. Its product is annotated as kinesin heavy chain-like. Gene Ontology annotation, molecular function: microtubule binding; ATP binding; microtubule motor activity. Lineage: Eukaryota; Metazoa; Xenacoelomorpha; Acoela; Convolutidae. Gene Ontology annotation, biological process: mitotic cell cycle; microtubule-based movement. The record is from RefSeq and is a predicted model, not a curated record. The transcript is spliced from 22 exons. The coding region runs from base 1 to 3663 and encodes 1220 amino acids. Gene Ontology annotation, cellular component: microtubule.
AUGACUAGACAAAUGAUAGCAGUUUGUGUGCUAUUCUGUGCUUUGAGAAUAACAGGUGUAGCCCUAUACAGACUGAAUUUUUCUUCAGAAGUCGAGACCGAUUACGACCAAGCUGUGUUCGACCUGCGCGACAAAGUCAAUUCGAUUUUGUCAUCGCUGACAAAUGGAAAGUUGCCGGAGAACAACCUUCUAAUCCAUUACGAAGAGCUGCAUCAAAACUUCGAAGAGGAAGUCCAGAGGCUUGCCUCAUUCGUUGGCCGAGAAGCAUUGGCCAGACAUGAAAUUGAAAAACUGAAGUUGCUCACAUCAGUGGAAGCCAUGUUUGAUAGAUUAGAAAAUGAGAGAAAUUUUAAAGGCCUAGGAGUGAUCUGUCGCGUGCGUCCCCUGAACAAGAACGAAUUGAGUAAGGGGGAGAAGGAGGCGGUGAAUGUGAAUGGAAACCAGGUCAGCAUGGCUGCCAAGGCCGACAAGAAGUACAACUUCGACGCGGUCAUCGGACCAAACGCCACUCAAGCACAGGUGUACGAUGUCUCGGCUAGACAUGUGCUGGAUGAUGUGCUGGCAGGUUACAAUGGUACUAUCUUCGCAUACGGGCAGACUGCUUCUGGGAAGACUUUUACUAUGGAGGGAGCACUGAAGGACAAGGAGGGCCAGGGAAUCAUCCCCCGUCUCGUUCUGGAGGUGUUCGCCUAUAUUGAGAAGACUCCAGGCUGGGACUUCACAAUCCAGAUAUCCUACUUCGAGAUCUACAACGAGAAAAUCAGAGAUCUACUCAACCCGAAGACAGGCGAGAAUCUGCCCAUUGCUGAGGAUAAAAAGAAGAGGCCAUAUGUUAAGAAUUUGACAGACGAGAGUGUGUCUAAGCCGAAUGAGGUCAUGAACUUCAUAGAGAGAGGGAAGAAGAAUAGGAGUAUCGGACAGACCAACAUGAACGAACACUCCUCCAGGUCUCACUCCGUAUUCCUCAUGAACAUCGGUCAAGAAAACAAAGAUAGUGGAGAAAAAAGAUCUGGUCAGCUAUAUCUGGUCGACCUCGCAGGCAGCGAGAAGGUGGGCAAAACAGGUGCGACUGGUCAGACGUUGGAUGAGGCGAAGAACAUCAACAAGUCCCUCUCCUGUCUGGGAAAUGUGAUCAGUGCUCUGACUGAGAAGGGAAAGAGCCACGUGCCCUAUCGAGACAGCAAACUCACCAGGAUUCUACAACAAUCUCUGGGCGGUAACUCUAAGACGACCAUGAUCAUCUGCUGUUCACCGGCUAAGAUGAACGAGGGCGAGACACAGUCUACUCUGUUGUUCGGGACUAGAGUGAAGACCAUCAAGAACAAUGUGACUGCGAAUGUGGAGAAGAGUCCAGAUGAGUGGAAGCGAUUGUAUAACAGCCAGAUGGCUAAGGUGGGGACUAUCAAGGAACUGGCGCUGAAGUUGUGUACGGAGACCAAGUCUUGGAGGAAAGGCAAGGAUCCCAAAAAAGAAAAGAUCAAAAUAGAGGAUCUGGAGAAGUUGUUGAAUGACUUGGACUGUGCCACAGAUGGGGAGCCGGGGGAGGUGGGGACUGAGAAGGCGGUGGAGGCGGCCAAAGACAAGGAGCGCCUCAAGAGCAAACUCAGCAAGACUUCCCUAGCUGUAGAGGCCGGCAAAAAGGGCAAAAAGUCAAAGAUGGGUAAGGGUUCCCAGAUGGCGACUGUGGCUGAGGAUGGAUCCCAGCCAGCGGAGCAGAGUGAGAAGCUGAAGGAGACAGCGGAGAAGAACGACAUUCCAGAAGAUGUUCUUGCAGUCCUACAGGCUGAGAUCCAGCUGAAGACGGCUGAGUUGGAGGAGGAGCGGGAGAAGCUGAAGAAGCAGAUAGACGAGAAGGACGACGAGAUACACACACUCUCCCAGAAGAUACGCACCAUACAGGGAGAGCGCGGUGAGCACGCAGAGGGGUUGAAAGGAGUGACCCGUGACCACAGGAGUGCGAUGGCCAGAAUCACAGAACUGGAGGGGCUGAUCCAGCAGCACCAGGCCAGGAAUGAGAAGCUGAAGCAGCAGUUGAAGGAGGCCCUGGAGGAGGCAGACAGGGCGAGGACUGAGUUGAACAACAGACAGGAGGAGUUGAGGGGCAACCAGGCCAAGAUGAACCAGUUAGAGACGCAAGCUGUGCGAGUUUGUGAAGCGCUAGAAGAAGCAAAAGAGCAACUAGCUCAAGCAGACGAGAAAAAUGGAGGCAAACUAGUCAUCAUAUGCGAGGAACUCUCUGCAAUCGGUAAAACAAUGGUGGGCGAAGAGAACGAACAUCACUUCGAGUACCGGCAGCCUGACCCGAAGAGACCCAAGGAGUGCUAUGCUUGUAUUCGGUCUCUAUUGGCUAAGAACAAGCAUUUUGCGGCUCUAGUGGCGAGAAAAUUAAAUGAGCUGAAACGAGAACUAGACGACAAGAAAGGUCAGAGUGAAUUAGAGGGCAACCAGGUGACUGAACUGAAGAUGAUGAUGCAGCAGGCGAAGGAAAAGUUGGAGGAGUUGGAUGCGAGGAACAAGGAGUUGGAACAGCAGAACCAGGAGAUGCAGGACAAGAUAGCCAAGAGAGAUGCCAUGAUCACGCAGUUGGGGGGAGGUGAGAACAUGGAUGACGAAGACCUGGACCCCGACCUGUUGAUGAUCAGAGAUGAGCAUCGUAAUCAGUUGAAGAAGGUGAAUGCGGCAGAGCAGGAGGCGAGGGAGAAGGCGGAGGAGGCGAGUAGGGAGAGGGACGAACUGCAGGUGGAGAACGAGAAGCUCAAGGCAGAGCUAGAGAGGCUGAAGAGAGAACAUGCAAAGGAGAAGGAGGAUAUGCAGAAUGAGGCGGACUUCAUAGCACAGCAUGGGGGAGGGGCUCUGGGGGCAGACAUGAUCAACAAUGACCUCCUGCAGGAGAUGGAGAGACUGAACCAGAUCAAAAAGGAGAUGACAUCAAAGUUUAAGAGUGAAAUCCAACGAAUGCGGGAAAACCCAAAGCAAGCUGAAGUUACAAUGGUCGACAAUCCCGAAGACCUUCGUGAUGAGGAUCUUCCGCCAGGCGAAAGUGGCGCCAAACCGAGUGGCAGCGGAGCCGAGGGUGCCGAGGGUGCCGAAGGAGCUGAAGGGGCCGAGGGUGACGAAGGUGGCGACGGCGAAGACCCGGAUGCACCCAAGUUGAGCGGAAGUGCUGCUAUGUCCGGAUCCGCAGCCAAACCCAGUGCUGCGGCGGGCGGGGGUUCAAUGGACCCGGCGGCUAUCCAACCUCCAGAUGACGACGGAGCUGGUGAUUUAUACCCACCCGGGUCGGCUGCCCAGAAGCAGAUCCAGUUUUUGGAGCAGAGUUUGGACGAGGUGACUAAGCAGCAGAGGGAGUUGGCAAGAGAGAACAGGCAGCUGAAGAAGAAGAUGGUGGAACUGGAAGGAGCUGUGGGCAACAUGGAAGUGAGACACAGUUACAUGUCCAGUGCCCUGAGACAGGACCAGGAGCAGGCCAUCAAGGAGAGGGACGAUCUCAGGGACGAAGUGGACAACUACAGGGCACAGAGCAUGGUUCGCAAGAGUAGCAUCAAGAAAAGUCUGAACGCGGAGUCUCUAAAGAGAAGCAAAGGCAGUUCGAUGGGGUCUGGAUCCGCAGACGAGGAAGAUGAAGACAAAGACAAAGAUGAGGAAGACGAUAAUAUGGUGUAG